UUGUUUUCCUUCUGUCGUCUCAACUUGCCGCAAAGUUAUGGGAGUCACUGCUAACGUCUCUGAGGGGAAACUGAGUUGGGACGUUUACAGCCGCUGUCACGGCCCAGUUUGACCAAACUAACGACCACAGUCACAUUUAAUGGCGGAUAAUUAGAUUGCAUCAUAAUAUCAGUGUGUUGGUGCAGAGACGAUGUCAAAGACAGACUGUAAAGCAGCCAAAGACAUGACAGAGGCGAUGGAGGAGACGAUGCAGCGACUACAGGGAAGAUUCCAGGCGAUGUCUGAACAGCUGGAGUCCAAAAUAGACGAGAUGGGAACCCGCAUCGAUGACCUGGAGAAGAACGUGUCUGAGCUCAUGACCCAGGCUGGGAUGGAGAAGCAGGCCAUCUCAAAGUGACAGCAGGCUCUCGCUUCGUCUGCCCUCAUCAUGUGACCUCCAGAAACCAAGGGGCUCCUGUAGCUUUGCCAACGGUGACGUCAUUUUAGUGGUGACUACAAAGUUCCACACGUUCGUCAAACAUUUUAAAUGGGACCUAUGAGUUGAUCACGUUACCUCUAAAGUUGAGUUUGGCCAAAUGUUUUCCAAGGUGCUACCUGCUGCUGAUCCACAGGCAUCUCUCAGUAGCAACACUAUCACAGGUUAAGGAGCCUUGGAGCACCAUGUGAACACAUUAUUGAUUUUGUAGGAACAUUUAAAUUGUUUUCAAAGCAUGGCCAAUGAGAUCACAGCUGACAGGGAGCUUAAGGGAACCCUGUAGGAACCUGGUUGUCUUUACAUGCAGUGUUUUCUUACCAAAAUCAAUCUUAUAUGUACCAUAACAAACACACGGGCAUUCACUACCUCAUACAAUUAUUUGUUGGCCUUUUAAAAUCUGUUGAAACCUGCAUUCUUUACACUAUGUCUCCUCUAAUAUGCACGUUCUGUGUCCUCUUUCACGUGCGGAUAGAGUCUAUAUUGUUUGGUGUGAGCUGCAGAGUGUUGGAGAUAUCGGCCGUAGAGAUGUCUGCCUUCUCUCAAAUAUAAUGGAACUAGAUGGCACUCAGCUUGUGGUGCUCAAAGCGCUAAAAAAUACAAUUUAAAAAAACUCAACAGUAAUGUCUCUUUCUAGAAACCAUGACCUGGUUACUCAAGAUAAUCCACAGACCUUGUUGUGAGCAGUUUCAUGUAUUAACUAUUUUCUUUCUGCCAAACUACAUCCGCCAACUGUUUCACUGUGCAGAAGGGAGAGUGCAUCUACUCAUGGACGAGAGCUUUGUGCUUGUGACAGCGUGAGAUGUGAGCAGUUAUGGUGUCGUCCUUGGCUGAGCUGUAACGUUAGCUACUGUAGCUCAGUGGUGCUGUGUGAUAGAACAGUAGAUGCACGCUUCCUUCUGUGUGGUGAUUCGGUUGGUGUGUGUAGUUCGAUAGAAAGUAAAACUGCUCAAGACAAGGACUACUGAUUAUCUUGAGUAACUGGGUCAUGAUUUCUGGAAAGAGACAAUUUUUUGGCACUUUGAGCACCACAAGCCCAGUGCCAUCUAGUUCCAUUAUAGUGGAGAGAAGACAGGCAUCUCUACAGCUGACAUCUCCAACACUCAGCAAUUCACACUUCAAUUAUCUAGACUGAUUAACAGCGUCACAGAUGAGAGGAAAAAUACGUAUUUCUAAUUUGGGGGUGAACUGUCCCUUUAAACAAAAAGGAAGGAGGUUUUAAAAUCUUACCACCAAAGAAAAUGAACCAUGUGACGUGUGUGUAGGUCGUCUAUAUCCUGAAUUCACUUCAAAUGCACGCCAUGACAUCUAAAACGAGACAUGACACUUUUGGAGGAAAGAAGAAAGAAACUGCCGCCUAAAUGUUGUAAACAGUUUAUAGAAACACAGCUCACCAUAUCUGGUUUUGUAUUAUUUGCACUACAGUAAACAGAUAGUAGUGUUCACCAUGGUGGUUACACCUUUGAUGUCCCUACUCUAUGAAACAGUUGUUGAAGUAUAAAGUGAGCUUCCAGUGGCCUUAAAACUGUGCAUGUUGGAAUCAGUGAUAUGACACACAGUAUGUCUACACACUGCUCACAGAGACGACUGGAUCUGCAAACUGAAGUAUAUAAUAUUCUGUUGUUUUAUUGAUGACUUUCUGUGAGAAUAUACUGUGUAUCACAUCUAUGCAAUUUAUUUCUGAGCAUUAUAUAUCACCUAAUGUCAAACUGUGUAUUAUAUCAUGUGUCUUCCUCUGCUAUAGUUGUGUAACCAGUUAAUGCACACGGUGUCGCAGUCAGAUCGGCCAUCACAUAAACUGUGGCUGCUAAUCACUGUGCACCAAAGCUAACAUGUAAAAGCCAAAUAAAGAUUUUUUAAAGAGUUUUUCAGCCAAAUAA
Molecule: messenger RNA, 2352 nt
Organism: Epinephelus fuscoguttatus (brown-marbled grouper)
Lineage: Eukaryota; Metazoa; Chordata; Actinopteri; Perciformes; Serranidae
Product: heat shock factor-binding protein 1
Exons: 3
Coding region: 191-397 (68 amino acids)
Biological process (GO): cellular heat acclimation
Cellular component (GO): cytosol; nucleus
Molecular function (GO): transcription corepressor activity
Source: RefSeq, a predicted model, not a curated record